CUCUUUCGGCAGGGGAGCUGGUGCACGGAGGCGUUCUGCAGCCUAGCAGAAAUCUGAAACAAAACUACAAUACAAAUUAGAGGGCGCAGUGACGGUGCUAACCAAAGCAGAUUGGACGUACUAGUAAUAAUGGAGAACAUGUUCAGAGAGCCUUGUAUGAUGGUAGGAGGGGGUAUUUAGCACAGUUAAGAUCUGGAGAAAGCGUCUAUUCCUAUACAGUUGAAAAAAGGAAUGGGUUGUGGGGGCAGCAGGGCUGAUGCCAUUGAACCGAGAUACUAUGAAAGCUGGACCAGAGACACUGAAUCUACAUGGCUUACAAAUACAGAUACAGAGACCCCAUUGCCGGGCAUCACCAGCAAUACUAGUGUGUGCCCAGAAAACGCCGUCUCCACCAGUAAGAAGGAGAAUGGGACAGUUAACACAGGGAAGGGAGCAGAAGGCAAGGCAACCCAAACCUGUGUCACUGUGUCUUCAAGCGUAACAAACAAAGAAAAAAAGACAGUAAAUGCAGGUACUCAGUGUGGUAAACAUGCAACUACUUCUGCUACAACCACACAGAAAAGGAGGACUGUUCUUCAGACUGAGGAACUACCAAAUGGAAAUAAAGAAAAAUGUCCACCAAGGAAGUCGGCAUCGAAGUUAAUAAAAGCAUCCAGCGGGCUGAAACAGGCGGACAUGUUCAAGAGGCCUGUAUCAAGUAAACAAGGAAAGAGCUCCUGCACACAAGCAGAGGGGUACAGUCUCUGAUAAAGAGACUGAAGAUUGGUCUUGACAUGGCUGGGGCUCUCUGAACAGCAUCCACUUCUCCACUCGCUGACUCUAAAGAACUGAUUCACCAGAGCACCUUAACCAGGCCCGUCAUUGAAGAAUGGGAAUGAUGACAAUGUUGAAAUGCCAUGCUGGAGCAGAGGGUCGCUGCAAAGUGCCUUGAAACUUCUGCGUGGAUUGACAUGGGAACCAUCUCUUUUUUGGAAGUGCUAAAUAUCUGAAAGCCAUUAGUAUUUCAGCUACAUUAGAGUCUAUCUGAUUAGAAAACUCAUUUUUCUUUGCGGCAGGAUUGGGUGGAAAUGAAUUGUAUUUUAGGUUCCAUUCCGUUUACCUGUCCAACAUUAUGAAAGAACUGUGUAAAGGGCCUUAUAUUAUAGCAUAGAGACCAUCUACCUUGUGGAAGAUGGUAUGUUGGUUUCAUGUUUACAACCACCAUUUCUCUGCCAUGUACGACAUACAGAUUUGACUAUUUCUAUGGCAUGACAAAAGAAGCCAACAUAAAGAAAGGCUGAAUUUUUAAAUUUUAUUUUAAUGAUGAAUGUGUAUGCACCAACAAUGCAGUAAGAAUAGGUGGCAAAUUCUUAGAAUAACAUAGUGUACAACCUAAUCUGCAUACAUAAUGACAAAGUCAUCACAAUAAAGUCCUUCACCUGGAUGUGAUUAAUUGCAGAAUAUAGACAAUCAAUAUAUAGAUACAAUGUCUGUUGUCUCCUAUAUACAAUAGAUAUAUAGUUCAUAAUAGCAUUUGGGUAAUUUGAAAUGUUCAUUACCAUUUUUUAUGCAUGUGACUCUCCUGAAAUCAGUUGUCUGAAUAACUCUGGGCUUUGUUCACAACUGAAUUAUUGAGAAUUACUGCAGCACACAAAGUUAUAAGUGUAGGGGGGCUCCCGAGUGGCGCAUCCAGUAAAAGCACUCGCUAGAGUGCAGGAUGCGCUCUAUAGCCUGGACGUCGCUGGUUCGAGUUCAGGCUAUUCCACAGCCGACCGUGGACGGGAGCUCCUAGGGGGCGGCGCUCAAUUGGCCGAGCGUCGUCCGGGAGGAGGGAGGGCUAGGUCGGCCAGGGUGUCCUCGGCUCACCGCGCACCAGCGACCACUGUAAGCUGUCCCAGAGCUGCGUUGUCCUCUGGGGCGGCUGCACGGUGAGUCUGCAGAGUAUAAAGAAGCGGGCGGCUGAUGGCACACGCUUCGGAGGACAGCGUGUGUUCAUCUUCGCCCCUCCCGAGUCAGCACAGGGGUGGUAGCGGUGAGCUGAGCCUAAAAAUAAUUGGGCAUUUCAAAUUGGGGAGAAAAUAAUAAAAACUAAUUGGCAAUGACUAAAUUUUAAUAAAAAAUAAAUAAAAAGUGUAAAAAAUUGUCAGGAUGUUAACAAUGAAAAGAAAAAUGACAGGUACGUUAUUUAAACAGUUGCAGCAACAUGUAGGGAAGUGUAACAAUAAAUUUUUUCAGAAGCCCGCUACUACUCUUUAAGCACAUGUUGUACAGCGAGGACAGUAAUGCCAUAAUGUGUUUAAGCGUCAUGUACAAUGCCUUGUCAAGUUUCAUUGCUCAACAUUGAAAUCAGCACCUUGAGGUUAUUAAUGACACAGCAACCCUCUACCCUAUGCAGUGUUCCUGUACUAAGGGGUACUUGCAACCGUUUUGUGGGUCUUACUGUGGGGCAAGUACUGAAGGCUUCAGUUGUUUAAAACACUGAAAAGACUUCUUAUUGAAAUGUUUGUCUAAUUUUACAGUACACAUUUCUUGUUAGUGCUACUGAAGCUUUCCUAAUAGAUUACAUUGCUUAUAUCACUUUGUGCAAGGUAUCAGGUCCUUUUUUUAAAAUGCAGGACCAUGUUACUUACACUUGUAGGUAACUUUUCUUUGUGACACUGUGAUGAAAAAGCUAUAAUGCAUUUGGAGUUUAAAAAAUAUUUCUUAACAAACUAGCCUCUUUUGAAGAAAAAUAUUCAUUGACAAAGGGACCUCAGAAAUGCAAGUCUGAUUUUACACUUUGAAAAAGACCAGAAGAGAUCAAUUCCAGUUGCAAACAUAACAACUUCAAACAUUAAAAGAUUAAAACCAUAGAAAAAGAUACAUGAUUUUUGUUGUGCAAUAUGUACACUCCUUUUCAAUGUUUAUUCAACAGGCUUACAAAAUAUGGUAAUAAAUCACUUAUGUUUUAAAGUAAUGUAUGUAUUUUUGAGGAUAAAGAUUCUUAAUUGAAACAUCAUGAAACAGGUUCAUUGUGCAAUGGGUUGCACAGACUUUGCGAUUUAAUGCAAUCAUUUUCAAUGUAUUCUUUACUUCUGACCAGCAGUUCACCAAAUGCAGUCUGGGCAAAAAUAUCCAAGCUAAGGAAAAUCACUGCAAAUGAAACAGAUAUAAAUCAUAAGGAAGCUUUCCUUUUCUUCACUUGGAGUACGAGUAUCUCCGUCCCACUCAAUCACAAUGUGUUGUCAGCUCUAUUGGUCAGAAACUACUAAUAAACUGAAAGUGUGAAACCUAUUGUAUAAUUAACAUUGUGUUUAUGGUGUGCCAAGGAAGAACCGCAGUCAAAUACAUACUCUAAAAGGUGAGUGAUUUAAAACAGUAUUUUGCGAGCCCAUGAAAAUAAACAUGAAGCAAAAUCUUAUUAAGAGCGUACUUUAAGCAAAAUGAGUUAAUUCUAUAGGUUGAUGCAAAACAUUUAGCCAUAGCUGUACAUUUAAUGGUUUUAGACAUAUAAGUCGGACACAUCUGCUUUAACAAGUCUGCUUCCCAUACGAGAAUUUUGUGGAGGUUCGAUGUCAAGGCAGACAGGUCUAUAAAUACGAUAAAGAUAAAACUGAUGAUUCAAUUACAGCACUGUAAUAGUGCCUGGAUCAUCGUUGAAUGUGUUACAUGGAUGGCACCAGUGUGCAGUAUAUACUAUGGUGUUAUUAUUAGUAUUACUAUAGGAUUUAUUUCAAACAGGGAAUAACUGUUACAGAUUUGUCACCUACUUCUCCAUACAGUAUUAGCUAGUAGUAUCUUUAUUUAGAUAUUUUUGGGUGUGUGAGAGUUUUAUAACAUGUAUUAUUGUUUAUAAGGCAUACAUUUUCCAUGAAGAAAAGAUGGAAUUCAGUUUGGAUUUUCAGUUAAUUUAUAAGAUGGCCCAUUGAUUGCUGCUGCUUUGUAUAGUGAUUGAGGCUAUAUUUUCUAACCUAAAACAUGAGAAUGAUACAACAAUGUCUCUAAUCAAUUGAAUUAAUCCGUGCAAGUAUUAAGAAGUUACGUGUUUUUGUUAAACAAAUAAAAAUUCAGAAAUUCUUGACGUUCUAUUAUAGGACUUAACUGAUUUUUUUCUUUUUUCUCUGACUCAACACCUUUAAAUAUCCCUACAUUAUAUCUCCCCUCCUGUUUUGCAGUAUCCUACCGCUGCAUAAGAGAAGCAACCUAGAAAGACACACAAUUCUCAUUGCUUCUCAGAACUCAAAUGCCACCUUUAGAUGAUCUAUUUGUGGGAAGAAAACACCCCUUCAUAGGUUCAAGUUUUGAGAGUAAAUAAUUAAGAUACGUAUAUUUAGGGAACCCCCAGAACAAGCUUUGAAACUAUAUUAUUAAUUUAGCUGUAUCUGCAUCUUCAAAAUACAGAUUAAAAAUGCAAAUAAAGAAAAUGCCAUUGUGAUAAUCUGGAGAAAUUAACAAAAUAAAAAA
Molecule: messenger RNA, 4422 nt
Organism: Acipenser ruthenus (sterlet)
Lineage: Eukaryota; Metazoa; Chordata; Actinopteri; Acipenseriformes; Acipenseridae
Product: brain and acute leukemia cytoplasmic protein-like
Exons: 3
Coding region: 232-747 (171 amino acids)
Cellular component (GO): cytoplasm
Source: RefSeq, a predicted model, not a curated record